Molecule: messenger RNA, 1026 nt
Organism: Penicillium brevicompactum
Lineage: Eukaryota; Fungi; Ascomycota; Eurotiomycetes; Eurotiales; Aspergillaceae
Product: putative cyclin
Exons: 4
Coding region: 1-1026 (341 amino acids)
Biological process (GO): regulation of transcription by RNA polymerase II; positive regulation of DNA-templated transcription, elongation
Cellular component (GO): nucleus; cyclin/CDK positive transcription elongation factor complex
Molecular function (GO): cyclin-dependent protein serine/threonine kinase activator activity
Source: RefSeq, a predicted model, not a curated record
AUGGAGGGGGAAUCACCUCGAGGGGGCGCCAUGCGCGAACAGCCCCUUCCAGCCAUCCAUCCGUCUUUUAUACAGGUGGCCAACCCAUACAUAUUCGAGCAAACGGUUGAAAGCUGCAUCGAAUCGAUGGGGGUCAAACCUCCUCGCGAGACUUCAUCGCGUCUUCAGGGCGUGGCGUGGCUCGAUGAGGAUGCUGCGGCUGCAGCUUUAUUCACGGCCUGCAAGAUUGAAGAUACGCUCAAGAAGUCGCGUGAUAUCGUGUGUGCCGCAUACAACUUGAAAGUCUCACCUUCGGAGCAAUUAUCAGCCGAUGAUCCAAUGUUUGAAACAAAUGCACGGGGUAUCAUCGGUCUUGAGCGACUAAUGCUAGAAGCCUCGGGCUUUGAUUUCCGCACUCGGCACCCCCAAAAGACCCUCAUGAAAUUGAGCCGGCAUUACGGAUUACCUCGAGAUUCCGAGGUCGCCAAUCUUGCCUAUCGAAUCUCAACAGAUCUCUAUCGCACAUUCGCUCCGAUCAAACAGGGCUCCUCGGCCAUGGCUUUCGGCUGCCUCGAACUUGCAGGGCGACUCCUAGAUCAGCGCGCCCAACAGGUCGAAUCCGGGCAGGACUAUGCUCAGUGGAACACAACUCGCGCGGAAGUAAUGGAAACCUUGUUCGAUCUAUUAGAACUAUACACGCAUCACCGCUCACAUACGACUGUCGGGUCGGAAUUCCCUGAAGACAGGUUCCUUACCGUUCGCAUCCCCCUCAAUCAAGAGGCCAGUGAGCAGCAUAUCCCUCGAUACAACGUUUGGGUUGAUCGUCCUCAAAAGCCAUCCAACGGUUCAGGGGGACUGCAUGACUCUCAUCGAAUCGCCCACCCACUCACGCCGAUCGCGGCGAACGGUGAGAGUCAAAAGACGAGCGAACGAGGGCGCGAUGCGGCAGUGCGGUUCAUGCUUGAUCCUGCAUGUGCGGAUGAGGAGAAACGAGAGGUGGCGCGCUACUUCGAUGUUGAAAUGGAAGAAUAUGAAGCUGAGCACUGA